CGAUCGGAUCCGAUCGGAUCAGAAAAUUUGAGUUCGUAUGCUCAUAAACGAACGGCUCUAGAGUGGACAAUGAGGCAACUGGAAGAAAAAGCUUGCAGCAACAAAUCUCACAGGUCGUUGCACUUUACUUGCAGGUUGUGAGCGUGUCUCGCUCCUGUGCGCUGUGGGCUGCUUCUCGUUGCUUCUUGCUUCUUCGUGGGAAAGUGGGCGGCGUUUCCAUUUCUCUCUCUCUCUCCCGUUUUACUUCAUGCAGCUAUGCCGGGAUCGCCAUCGCCAUAGCUGCAGCCAUCGCCGUGUCCUUCUCUUCCCUUCCGCUUUCUGUUUUACGUCGGCUGCUUUCGAAACUCCAGUUGACGUCAACAUUUCAUCUGAGAAGGGCGGCGAUCUAACGGGAAAGUGAUCGACGAGGAUCUCCUCCUCUCUAAAGCUCGCACAGAGUUGACCGAUUCGCUCUAAAACCACGACGACAAAGACAGGCAGGUUUGUGGGACUCUGCUGCCGAAAGGAGGAUUCCGAAAUGGGCGAUAACUUUUAAGGAGAGGGAGGAAAGGCGGAAGCGGAAGGAGCCCAUCUCCUCCAAAAGAGGAGAACUGAAGAAGAAAGUGCAGCAACGAACAGCAGCAGCAGGAGCUGAGCAAAGGAGGCAGAGGGGAAGGAGGAAGAAGGGAAGGAAGCAGGAACGGAGACACUGGUGGGGGAGGAGGACCAGAAUUUCGCACGGGGAUAAGGAGGAGGACAAAGGCGAGGGAGAAGCUAUGGCUGCCAGUCGGCAGUCGGUAGCCUUGAAUUCUUGUGCGAUCUCGUGGAAAGGUGACGAUGAUCACCCUGACCAGACCGUUUGCGUGACUGCAUGGCUACAGAAGAUGAUGACCAUAAUGUUAGUAAGAGCUAGUGCAUUCGGGACAUGUAGGAUGAAGGUCGACUGCGGCAAUUGGAUGCAACGCGCCAGCAGAUAUGUUGUGCACGAUGACUUCGACGGAGGCGCGAAGUGUAGCCGCUUGUCUGGUGUGACAGCCGACCACCGGUGGCGUCCAGCAGCACUGCACAGUCAGACUCUGUGUCUGAUGACACUGAUUGCAGUUGUGAUGGGUCAAUUCCGGUUAGCGCUCUCUGGUCAAGCUUCGGUCACUUUCAUCGCAGCCGGCAUUCCUGGCAGUCGCGUUGAGAUGAACGAAACGCAGUGCAAGCACUCCUCCUCCUAUUCCUCCUCCUCGUCCUACUCCUACUCCUACGCCUACUCCUCGAGUGGGGCAAAGAUAUGUGAAUGGCCUUCAUUGACAAUUGAUGUUGAUGUUCUGCAAAAGCAACUUGAUCACCUUGGAACUAUCUCGGAUACGGCUCCUCCAGCAGUGACACGCGUCUUGUUCUCGUCGAACGAUCUGUUGGCGAGGAGAUACGUACGGUCAUUGAUGGAAGCACAUAACCUCACGGUGAGAGAGGAUGCCAUUGGCAACCUGUUUGGUCGGUGGGAGGGCAAGGAGCGAACCCUACCUCCAGUUGCGACGGGAUCGCAUACAGAUGCUGUGCCGUUUGCCGGUAAGUACGAUGGAGUUCUCGGCGUGCUGGGAGCGAUCGAGGCAGUUGCGGCACUGAAAAGAGCUGGCUUUGUUCCGACGAGAUCGAUUGAAGUCAUCAUGUUUACGUCCGAAGAGCCAACACGGUUUGGAAUUGGGUGCGUGGGCAGUUGGGCUAUGUCUGGCCAUCCAGGAAUCGGUUCACGACUAAUGACAGCGAAGGACAAUGAGGGCCUCUCGUUCAAGGAGGCCGCUGCAAGGGCUGGCUAUACCAAAGUCAAGCUCCCGUAUCUGGAUGACGUGGUCCUGCCGCCGAACACUUACUCCGCAUUCUUGGAACUGCACAUCGAACAGGGACCGCUGUUGGAGCAGGAGGGGGUGCCGAUCGGCGUAGUCACUGCCAUUGCAGCGGCAACACGGCUCAAAGUGGAUUUCCGGGGUGACGGUGGCCAUGCGGGCUCUGUGCUGAUGCCCGAUAGGCACGAUGCAGGGUUGGCUGCAGCAGAGCUUGCCCUUGCGGUCGAGGCAGCGGUCCUAGCAACAGGUUCUCUGGACACUGUGGGAACCACGGGCAUUGUCAAGUUGAGUCCGAAUGCAAUCAACAGCAUCUCGCGCGAAGCGCACAUCCAGAUCGACGUCAGAGACACCGACCCCGCUCGCCGCGGAGGAGUUGUGGACGCGAUUCGGCAUUCAGUUAUCGAGAUUGCAGAGCGCCGAAGGGUUGAGUAUGACAUGCAGAUCAUCACAGAAGACCCCCCGACAGCUUGCUCGCCCACCGUUGUUCACUCUGUCGCUCAAGCGGCGCAGUUUCUGAAAUUGAAGCACAAGUACAUGGUCAGUCGCGCAUGCCAUGAUGCACUGUUCAUGGCCCAAUCGGUACCAACGGGAAUGAUUUUCAUUCCUUGCCUGGGGGGAAUCAGUCAUCGACCAGAGGAGUUUGCGUCCAAGGAGAGUAUGGCUGCUGGUAUUCACGUCCUUGCCCUGUCGCUGGCCGACUUAUCGUCCCCAUCUCCGUGUCAGGGAACCGAUGAUUCGCGGUGAACAGUUAUGAGCAAUGAACUUCCUUCUCACGUUGAAAGUAAAAUUACUGAAAAAUAGUAAAAAAAUAAUCUGCGUCCUUCGGGACAUCCGUUAAAAUUGGAACGAUACACAGAGAAAGAAGAUUAGCAUGGCACCUGCGCAAGAAAAAAAAUAAUAAUAAAAAAAUCAAUCUGCGAACUUCCGCUCUGCCCUCUCAUCGACUGUGCAGCAAAUGUGAAGGCCUUAAGAUUGUCAUGUGCAGACUAUAUAAGCACAGCUUGACUCAGCUGAUUAUCAUCCCUUGGUUUCCUGAGUCAGGUAAUUUAAGUUACCUGGGUUACCUGGGUUACCUGGGUUCAGCUAGUAACUGCAGUUUCGGUAACUGCACUGACUGCGGUAACUCACAGAAGUUCAACUUGUCUUCGUUGACUUCGACUGCACUGCAUUCCCUCCAGGAAGUCAAAGAUAGAUUUGAUCUGAAGUCAAAGAUAGAGAUCUGAUCAGAAGUCAAAGAUAGAUCUGAUUAGAAGUCAAAGAUAGAUCUGAUCUGAAGUCAAAAGAUAGAUCUGAUCCGAAGUCAAAGAUUGAUCUGAUCGAAAGUCAAAGAGAGAUCUGAUCGAAAGUCAAAGCUAGAUCUGAUUGGGAGCUACAACCGUUCGAUGUUUUCACUCACGUGUUAGCCUAACUCGGGUAACUCAUCUGCAUUACAUUAUCUUUGACUGCGGUGCGCCCAGAAAGUCAAAGAUAGAUCUGAUAUGAAACCGCAACCGUCAGAUUUUGUCAGAUCUGAAUUACCGAACUCAGCUAGCUCAGCCUUGCUUUUGCUGAGGUAAGAUGUAAGAUCAUGGUACACUGAUCUGCAUUCAUCUUUUUCACUGAAGUACAUCGAGAUACUCGUCGAAAUAUAGGUUUGACCUGAAACCACAACCGACGUUUCCGUCAGAUGUUCUCUGAUGUGAAUUACCGAACUCAGCUUAGCUCAGUUUUCUAACUGAAUGGUGACUCGUUCUGCAUUACCUUUUUUUGACUGCUGCGCAUCCACAGAGUCAAAGAUAGAUUUGAUCCGAAACCGCAACCAUGAGAUGUUGUCAGGUUGGCUAUGAUGCAGCAGAGCAUCAGAGUCCAGCAGUCAGACUCUGGACCAUUGGAGGCGCACACUUGUUCUAUCUGACGACAAGGCCACAACUAAUAGACAUACAACAUCAUGAGGAUGGUACGCGGUGCUAUUGUGGGUGUGGCUAUUCACCUUAGCUGUGUUAAGCUAUACAACACGUGCUAUUCUGCGCAAAACGGUGCAAUAGGAUUGAAGUGGACACCGACGUGCCUAUCUUGGUUGGUACACCCAUGAACUGUUGAUGCGAUAGGAUUGAAGUGGACACCGGCGAUACAGACCCGAGUUUGAAUCCAGAUGCAACCAGAUGAACAGAAUCAACUUCAAUCAAGUAAUACUGAGUUACCUGGGGCCCGUGAGCUUGCCGCCAACCUUUUCUUAAAAUAAAAAAAAAAGAAAAAAGGGAUUGAACUGGACCAACUCGGUCUUCCGCACGUGCUUCGCACAGUUACAUGAAAAGCUAAGUUGGCGAGGAUCAGCGCUAGAUCCGGGCUAUAUAGAUAGUCUAACAGUGAGGAACAGGUCCAGGAGUAGGAUGAUGCUUAGGCAUCAUUGACAGCUUAUCGCAGCUAUAUAGCCGACAUGAUUGAUCGGGAAUCUGGAUUGAUAGCUGUGUGAAGCUGGUGCUAAAACACACCACCUGCUAUACAGGAUAACCUGCUAUCCACCUGCUAAAAGACACCACCUGCUAUACACCUGCUAUACAGGAUAGGUUACCCUUGACAGUUUUCGAGUUUUGCUUAGACGCUUGGGUUGUCUAUCGCAUGGACGGUCGGUCGCAUUAUGUAUGGUGUCCAAAUUCCGAUUGUGAUCGCAUACCAUGAAAAUGUCGAUAGGAUGUCCUUCCCAUCAUGUCGAUAGGAUGUACCAUUAAAAUUGGAACGGUGCAGAGUCUGAAGAUUACCAUCAUCAUGAUGGCCCUUGCGCAAGGAUGGCAUGCAUGAAUCGAGGAAUGGUUCAAGUUACAAAAAAAAAAAAAAAAAAAAAAAAGAAUCAACUUUCAAAUUCAACUACUAAUGCUCAAGGCUUUGAUCGCCUCGAGAGUCGAGUGGAAAUUGGUCUCUGCCUGUGCGGCACAAACUGGGUUAGGGAUGUAACUGGACAGGGACAGAUUGUACAGACUUUGACUAAAACAGACUUAAGUAUAAGAUUAUAGACAAUAGACAAUGUGGGAUAAUGGUUAGGGCGGAUUCCGAACUGGAUCGGGACCCAGAUUGUACAGACUUCGACUAAAACAGACUUAAGUAUAGAGUCUAUAGACUAUAGACAAUAGACGGUAGACAGUGUGGACUAACUGGAUUGGAACAGAUUGUAUAGACUUUGACUAGCUGACUAAGCGUAGACAAUAGAGUUAGUGUAGACAAUAUAUUGGGAUAGAUUGUGCAGGCUUUGACAAACAGACUUUAAGUAUUGGAUAUAGAGUCAGUAUGCACUAUAGACAAUCUAUAGGCUUUGAACACAAAUAGCAUUGAGAUUAUAGGUGUAAUGACCACAAAUAGCACAGACUUUGACUAACCGGCGAAGAAUAGUAAAUGCCUCGAUUGGAAAUGGUACAGACAUCGACUAACAGACUAUGUGUAUAGGCUAUAGACAGUGUAUAGAGUCUAUAGACUUAGGCUGAUAAUGUUUUAGAUUAGGCGAAACAAGACUACUGGCUAUAGACAAUGAUAAUGUUUUAGAUUAAGCGAAACGAGACUAGUGGCUAUAGACAAUGUAUAAACGUAUCGACUAUGACAAUGUGUAGUCGUGGAGUAGAGACUACGUGUAUAGACCAUUGUCGACUCAGAAGUGUAGAGGGCUUUCAAAUUGUCGAACGUGCAAUGUGACUCCUUACAGUGUACUAUGGACUUUGACUAGUAUAGAUGAUACACACAAAGUAUAGACUAAUAUAUCUUAAGUAUGGAUUUUGUCUAACAGAGCUAACAGAUGCUUGUUUAGUGGAGAAACUGUAUGAUCCCGGUGUGAUUGCCGUUGGCGGCGAUUUUCAAUUCCUGCAAAGCGUCUGACUCGUUCUGAGUCCUGGAAAUAGUGUACUUAAUACACGGAUCGGGGGGACUUGAAACCAAUUGGGACCCUUUGGCAUUUGAUGCAGAGUGGUAGCUGACAAUUUCUGUGCAUGGCAGCACAUGUAAUUCUGACAUGUGCUGAUGCAGGAGCGUGAGGCCUGGUAGAGAGAGAUCUGGGGAUGCUUUGGGGUGGGCAUCCGAAGGGACGACCAGGGGUUGCUGCUGGGAUGAUGCUGGUCGGAGCUGGGGUGAGUUGUGUUGCCCUGUAACCCAGCAGGGUGGGGGCGUGAGGCCUGGAAGAACUCAGCAAGGAGUAAGACGGCGUUGGGAAGUCUUAGAAGGGUUUGUCAGGGAACCUGAGAGUAGUGAGCAUUCGUAGGGGACUCUGUUUCACAGUUUGUUCUCAGCCGAAGCCGGGUAAUGGCCCCGGUAUCUCAAAUGACCUCAAAAGACCUCAAAUGUUCUCAAUGAUCUGUAUAAUUCGAUAUGGGACGCUGGGCCCAGUUCCCAGCACGUGCUGCUCCCCACGAAUAGACUGGAGCAUUUGUUCG
Messenger RNA from Chara braunii, 6202 nucleotides. The record is from the annotation of a GenBank genome assembly. NCBI's taxonomy places the organism in Eukaryota, Viridiplantae, Streptophyta, Charophyceae, Charales, Characeae.